GAUAUCAAUAGUACCGAACAUGUUGCUAUAGUAAUAGUGCAUUACACACAAUAAUACAACAUUAGGGUGGAAUUUGCUGCUGUUAAUAUUAUAAAAAUGAUAACUCAAAAUGAUAGGUUUGCCAAUUAUCAAAGAAUUAAGUGCAUUGGAAAGGGUGCGUUUGGUACAGCUACAUUGUAUCACAAAUUAUCAACUAACACCGAAGUUGUCAUAAAAGAGAUAUUUCUAUCCGAUAUGACUGAAUUAGAAAAACAGUUAGCAUUUAAUGAAGUGGAAGUUUUGGCUUCACUUGAUCACACGAACAUUAUAAGAUACAUGGGAAACUUUGAAAAAGAUGGUUCUCUCUUCAUCGAAAUGGAAUAUGCAAAUAGUGGAAAUUUAGCACAAUUAAUAAAUUCACGCAAAGAGCGCAACUAUCCAUUUAAAGAAGCUGAUAUUGUGGACAUAAUGAUGCAAAUCACAUCAGGCAUAAGUUAUAUGCACUCCUGUAAAAUUUUGCAUAGAGACUUAAAAACUGCAAAUAUUUUUUUAAAUAGAAACAGUUCUUUAAAAAUUGGGGAUUUUGGAAUAUCAAAAAUCAUGACGACGCGCAUUCAAGCACAAACUGUUGUAGGCACUCCCUACUAUUUAAGUCCGGAAAUGUGUGAGGGUCAAGAGUAUGAUGAAAAAUCUGAUGUAUGGGCAGUGGGAUGCAUUCUUUACGAAUUGGCGAAAUUUCACAAACCUUUUGAGGCUACAACUUUGCCUAUGCUUGUGAAUAAAAUUAGCGCUUGUGAAUAUGAAGACUUGGACGAUAGUUAUUCGGUAUAUCUUAGACAAUUGGUAAAGGAUAUUUUGCAAAAGGAUUUUGUAUCUCGUCCUUCAGCAAGUGAGAUAAACGCUGUAAGAUUGCCCCAAAUACUAUCACUUGUAAUAGGUCAAAGUAAUAAAAAUACCUCACUUACUCCAAUAAACAUGAUUUAUGAACGAUCCGUGUUGUAUCAAUUAAGUAGUUUUGGUGACAACAUAAGCAUGACACCAGUUGAAUUGCCAAACAAAAAGAUUAUAAGUUUAUCCGCAAGUCAAACACAUUGUAUUGCUGUGACAUUUGACCAUCUUGUGUUUACUUGGGGUAAAGAUAAUCAUGGGCAGUUAGGACAUGGCGUAACAAGUAUAUGACGCAAAUAUCCUACAUGUGUUCAUUAUCUAAGAAACAAAAGCAUAAUUGAUUGUGCCGCUGGAGAAAAUUUUAGUACAUUUCUAAGCAAAGAUGGCCUGGUAUAUUCUUGUGGCGAUGGAAGGAAGGGUUGUUUAGGUCAUAAUUCAUGGCACAGUGUCUUACGACCCACAAUAAUACAGUCUUUACUAACACAAUCAAUUGCACAAAUACAAUGUGGAUCAAAUCAUGUAUUAGCCCUGGCUGCAGAUGGCAAAGUGUUCUCUUGGGGUUCCUCGUCGCACGGUCAACUUGGCUUAGGAGAUAAGAAAUUCUGUUUCACACCAACCGUAGUCGAUGUAAAUGGAGAUCAGCUGAUAAAAAAAAUAUUUGCAUCGUACAAUUCCUCUGCGCUUCUCGACAGCAAUGGUUCAUUAUUUGCAUGUGGUGAUAAUGUUUAUAAAAAACUUGGUUUUGACAAUCAAAGUAAAAUUACUCACUUUCAACAGUUGAAACACAUACAGGACAAGGUGGAUUCAUUCAAUAUUGGCGAAACACAUUCGAUAAUAAUAACAAAAAGUAAAAGUACCAUAGCAUUGGGAAGAAACAACGAAGGACAGUUGGGCAUUGGUCAUUGUAAACCAUGUGUGAUACCACAAAGAUUAGAAUUGCCAUCAGGCGCAACUAUGGUAGCAUGUGGAGAGAGUUAUACAGCAGUCGGUAUCAAUACUAACGCUCUUUAUCUCUGGGGUACAUACUUAAAAGUAAUAUGCACCCAAUCACAUGAAAAGACUGGUGAAAUCAUUGAAAGUAAAGUGUCAGAACAGACUUUACAACCAAGAUGUAUUUUGGCGUUAUAUUCUUCCGAAGAGAGACUUAAAGCAGGACACAAAAUAUGGCUAGGCAGCAUAAUUUCAAUACCUUGCAACCUUUUAGUAUUAGUCCACACUACUGCACCUCCUCCGUUAAAAAAACCAGAAGGUGAUAAAGAAGAGAAAUAUGGUGACAAAACCAAAUAUUUUUCCAACUGGAUGGAUACCAAUGUUGAUUACUCUAGUCAAACGACAUUACCCAACACACCACAGUUCACAUAAAUCACAAAAUAUGAAGGGAUGUAUUUAUUAAUCGUGUAAUUACAAUGUAUUUAUAUAUGGC
Messenger RNA from Photinus pyralis (common eastern firefly), 2290 nucleotides. Its product is annotated as serine/threonine-protein kinase Nek8. The transcript is spliced from 15 exons. The record is from RefSeq and is a predicted model, not a curated record. NCBI's taxonomy places the organism in Eukaryota, Metazoa, Arthropoda, Insecta, Coleoptera, Lampyridae. Gene Ontology annotation, biological process: protein phosphorylation. Gene Ontology annotation, molecular function: ATP binding; protein kinase activity.